This is a messenger RNA of Condylostylus longicornis, 1267 nucleotides long. It is a transcript of the gene Rae1, whose product is annotated as protein Rae1. Bases 116 to 1198 code for a protein of 360 amino acids. Gene Ontology annotation, biological process: RNA export from nucleus; transcription-dependent tethering of RNA polymerase II gene DNA at nuclear periphery. Lineage: Eukaryota; Metazoa; Arthropoda; Insecta; Diptera; Dolichopodidae. The transcript has 3 exons. Gene Ontology annotation, molecular function: RNA binding; ubiquitin binding. Gene Ontology annotation, cellular component: nuclear pore. The record is from RefSeq and is a predicted model, not a curated record.
UUAUCGAUUUAGUAAAUGCAUUUUCGUAUAUAAACAGACUAUAAAAGCUGGCGUAAAAAUUUUAAACUUAGUAAAAUCGCAACUCACAUAUUUUUAGUAGAAUUAUUUGAGAAAAAUGUUUGCAACUUCUACCUUGGGGUCAUCAAGUGCUUUUGCAACGCCUUCUGUAUCAGGCACACCAAAUCCAAUGAAGGAUAUCGAAGUAACAGCCCCUCCAGAAGAUUCUGUUUCAUCAUUAGAGUUUAGUCCCAAAGCUUUACAGCAAAAUUUUUUUAUAGCUGGAAGUUGGGAUUGUUCAGUUCGUUGUUGGGAAGUUGAACAGUCUGGUAGAACAAAUCCAAAAUCAAUGAAAACUAUGGGAGGUCCUGUUUUAGAUGUUUGUUGGAUUGAUGAUGGUACAAAAGUAUUUAUGGCUUCGGUAGACAAACAAGUAAAAUGUUGGGAUCUCGCAUCUGAUAUGGUAGUACAAGUAGCAGCACACGACGCUCCUGUAAAAACCUGUCAUUGGGUCAAAGGAUCAAAUUAUACUUGUUUGAUGACUGGUUCGUGGGAUAAGACUUUAAAAUUUUGGGACGUAAGAUCACAAAAUCCAAUUUUAACGAUUAAUUUACCUGAACGUUGUUAUUGCGCUGAUGUUGAUUAUCCAAUGGCAGUUGUUGGAACAGCAGGUCGAGGUGUAAUAGUAUAUUCUUUAGAAAAUAAACCAACUGAGUUUAAGAGACAGGAGAGUCCACUUAAGUAUCAACACAGAACAAUAUCUAUAUUUAAGGACAAAAAAAAGACUCCUACAGGAUAUGCUUUAGGAAGUAUUGAAGGACGAGUUGCUAUUCAAUAUGUUAAUCCUACAAAUCCAAAGGAUAAUUUUACUUUCAAAUGUCAUAGGAUGAAUGGGAGCGGGGGAUUUCAAGAUAUAUAUGCAGUUAAUGACAUAGCGUUCCAUCCCGAGCAUGGAACUUUAGCUACUGUAGGUUCGGAUGGAACUUUUGGGUUCUGGGACAAAGAUGCACGUACAAAACUAAAAUCUUCUGAAACAAUGGACCAGUCAAUUACAAAAUGUUGCUUUAAUGCUUCUGGUCAUAUAUUCGCUUAUGCAGUAGGGUACGAUUGGUCGAAGGGUCACGAAUACUAUAAUCCAGCAAAAAAGACUGCAAUAUUCUUAAGAUCAUGUUACGACGAAUUGAAACCAAGGUUACCAUAAUGAAUUGUAUAACUUAAUAUUUUGAAAAAUAAUAAAACCAUUUUCGAUCUAAAUUUGUUAUAUUGUGUU